UUUGAGCUUCACGGGGAAAAAAACCUGAGGGAGAGCUCGGCUGCAGGAGUGGAAGCAGGAGGAAUACGCAGGGCAAAGAGCAGCUGACGCACAAACCCAGGUAUCCUGAAAAGGAUAUUGUCAUUGGAAGCCUCAUCCUUUUCAAAGUGGAAGGGUUUUUUUUAUUCUACAGGCUGAGAAUCACGCGCGUGCCAUUCGUCACCAGCUGAAGAGAGAUAAGUGAUGACAACAGACUAUUUCAUGCGUCCCCAAGCGCUGGAAACCGGCCUAAUUAAUAAAAAUUGAGUGGAUGGUCAGAGCUUUUACUUUUUUUUUCUGUGCGGUCAAAUGAAACCUCAAGAUACUUUUUGUUUCACCUUGGUGUGGUGAACACGCUGGACUGCAAGCGAGAGCGUAAAAAGUGGCGAUAGGCUACCUCGUAUAACCUAACCCUAACCUUAGAUUUCAUUUAACAAAAAACAACCGGGGUAACAUCCUUGUUUUUUAAUGAUAAAACCAGCGGUUGUCUUUGUUUUAGGGCUAUAACACCAUGGAGGAAUUUCUUUGAGUCGAGUGAUGCUGCGCCUUAACAGGUGACAUAUUUCGCGCGCGUAUGCGCGUGAGGUGUUUUUGUUUUCUGUAAAUGGCUCUAGCCAAAUGUAGUCAUACAGCGUGGUGCACUGACACCAGAGCAGAUUUCUGUGGAAGUCUAUAUCUAUACAUCUUAUAGGUAAUCUUGAAGAUGGGCGUUAGAGAAAAUAAUCCAGUGGAAAUGCUUUAAGUGCAUUUUAAUUCAUGUUCACCUUUUUAUUCAACCAGUAUUUCUCGAAAUAACAAACAAAUGUUUUUUUUUUUGUUCAAAUGUUUUUGGUGACACGUCAUUUAGUAAUAAUUUAGUAUAGUUGACAUCAUAUUAUCCAUAGUUUAUUUUGUUUGCUUUUUUUUGACAAUAUAAAACACAAAUCAGUUCUCAAACUGAUCAUUUCAGAUUGAAUGACUUGAUUAUGCGGGGGAAUUAAUGUCACAAUGCUUAUCAGACUACUGACCAUCAUCCUUUUAAUAGUCCACACAUGGCUGCUAAACACAGCUUUCUCAGACCACAUUCAGCACUACAAGCAGAGUCUAGUGCUGAAAGAGGCCAAAAAACAGGCUGUUGAAGAGCAGUGCGGCUCUGUCAGCCUCAAUGUCCCUGCAGCCCGACACUAUCUUCUAGCAGGCAUGCCAGGCAAAUAUACCCGUCUGCCAGGCCUCUAUCUGAAAUCAGUGCUGAACACAGGCUUCAGCUCAGGUGAAUGCAGUUCUGACAGAAGCAAUGUCCCAGGAAUGUGUGAUGAAAGUGAUGAACAAAAAAAACAUGGCGAUAACUCACUACUUAUAGCAAAUGGAGUGCAGCUCUCGUCUUAUCCUGAAUCAUGGGGCAGUGGCAGCCAAGAAAAAAAUGUCAUUGGUUUGCCACAUAGGUCUAACCAAAGGAUACCUUCAAAACUGAAAGAAGCACUGGAUUCCUCGUAUGUUGACAACUCUGCUAAGUUUUUCUCACUGAAAAUGACAGAUUCAAGCAGUGAAGCCACUAAAUCAGCAUUAGUCAUGGCAGAACUCCAAAGCCCUUGGACAUGGAUGGAAAGGAGAGAUAGUCCCUCCUCAGCAAGAAGAGUGCGUCGCAGCCCUGUAAAGUUCACUAGUGAAGGGAACAAGCAUUUAGGGGAAGGGAAUGAGGAUGACUCUGGGGAGGUGGAGGGAAAAAACAGACCAGCUACAGAAUUAUUGCAUGCCAAGAUCCAAAAUAUCCCACCGAAGUGGAUGACGGCACUAUAUUUUAGUCAGAGUGAGCAGCUGAAGGUGAAUCCAGCAGCCGGAGUUGAGCUUCCUCGCUCCAGCUUCACACUAGAACUAUGGGUCAAGCCUGAAGGAGGUCAAAACAAUCCGGUCCUUAUAGCAGGUGUGUUUGACAACUGCUCCAGCCACAGUGAGAAAGGGUGGUCUGUUGGCAUCCGGACUUUCAGGCCCAUGGGGAGAAAAGAUAGCCGCUUCUUUUUUACUCUUCGUACAGACCGUGCCCGAAGAUCCACCACUCUUGCUGGACAUCAGCACUACCAGCCAGGUGCCUGGAGUCAUGUGGUUGCCAGGUAUGAUGGCCACCGGAUGGCUCUAUUUAUAGAUGGUGCCAAGGUUAGAGAGAGCACACAGCAGUCUGGUGAUCUGUACAGCCCUUUUAUCAAGAGCUGUCGGACAUUUUUGUUGGGAGGUAACCUCUCUAGCACUGAACAAGGCUUUCGAGGUUAUCUAGGUGGUGUUGUCCUGUGGGAUCAUGCACGCAGUAGGAACGAGCUUUUUAAAAAUGAUGAGUGGCGUUCAAAGAAACAGAAACCCCUCCUAGAACUCUGGGCUGACUUUUCCAUGAUGGAGGAACAAUGGGUGCCAUACAAAGACCACCCACACCCAGCCAUUGUAGUUUUACCAGCACCAGAACAGGAGCUGAUUUCACCUUUUCUGCCUCCUGCUUGUGGGGUGACUGUCUGUGACAAUCCAGAUGUUAUCCUGAGCUACAACCAGAACUGGGAUUUGCGGUCUGCUAAAACAAUACGAUACAGUGUGGUAAACAUGUUCAAUGACGAUGGUAGCAGUCCCACUGUGUCAGAUCAGCAGAUUCUUUCUCAGAAGCAGGCACUGGAAGAGGCUUUUGGACCAUACAACCUGACACUUGAGCUCAGCAUAAUUGAGGUGUACAACUCAUCACUGCGGCGACGUCUUGUGCUCAGCAACUGCCAUGUUACUAAGGUGGGAGAUCGCCACUGUGACCGGGAGUGUGAUCACCCACUCACAGGCCAUGAUGGAGGUGACUGUCUGCGGCCAAGCACCUGCUACAGCUGGAUGAGGGGCGAUGGGGUGUGCCAGCCAGAUUGCAACACCAUUCACUAUGACUACGAUGAUGGUGACUGCUGUGAUCCAGACGUCACUGAUGUCACAAGAACAUGCUUUGACCCUGAGUCACCUGAAAGGGCUUACCUGAGUGUGAAGGAGCUAAAGGAGUUGCUUCACCUGAACAGCUCAAACACACUGAAUGUGUUCUUUGCCAAAUCAGCUCAGGAAGAGCUUGCUGGGGCCGCUACAUGGCCAUGGGCCAAGGAGGCCCUUACACACCAAGGUGGAAUGAUACUGAACCCAUCCUAUUUUGGUACUGUUGGUCAUAACAAUACCAUGAUCCAUGAGAUGGGCCACAUUUUUGGACUGUACCAUGUCUUCAAGGGGGUGAGCGAGCGUGAGUCAUGUGAUGACCCAUGUCAGGAGACCAUCGCAUCCAUGGAAACUGGAGAUUUCUGUGCUGACACGGCUCCAACCCCAAAGUCCAAAGCAUGCCAGGACCCUGGCCUGGUCAAUGACUCCUGUGGAUCUACACACUACCAUAAUACACCCUACAACAACUAUAUGAGCUAUACAGAUGAUAACUGUACCAACCACUUCACACCAAACCAAGUAGCUCGGAUGCACUGCUACAUUGACUUGGUGUACAAUAACUGGGUUCAAGACAGAAAGCCCACUCCCAUUCCUCUUCCACCAAUGGUGAUUGGCCAAGAUGAUGACUCUGUGUCCAUUCACUGGUUACAUCCAAUUAGUGGACCUCUCAUGCAAAGGGAGGAGGGAGUGAACUGUCAGUUGUGUGAUGAACACGGAGCACUCCAUCAGUAUGCCUACAAGGCCUCCUCACCCCAUUCCUGUGACAGCAGUGGCUACUGGACACCUGAAGAAGCUGUGGGUGCUCCUGACGUGUAUCAGCCGUGUGAACCUAGCAUGCACUCUUGGAGCCCCGAGUUCAGCCUGUAUGAAGCCAAUAUGAGUUCUCAGUGUCUUCAGACUGGAGGAUGUGUUUUGCACUUGUACUUUCAGUAUCCAGUAGUUCCAGACACACUAACUGUGUGGAUCACCUACAUCUCCUUCAGCAAGCAGGCAGUCUCUGAUCUGGAGUUCAUCCUGGAGACAGGUGAAUCACUUCACACUGGCCCACAGAAUGUUUUUUGCGAUAUUCCUCUGACUCUACGUGCCACUAGUAGUAAGAAAGUAAAGGCUGUCAAGAUCUCUACCUUUGAUAAGAAGUUGGAGGUUGAUGCCGUGCUGCUGACAUCACGACCCCAGAAUCCUCACUGUUCUGUCUGUCGUCCGUUCAUAUACCAUGUGCUACGAGAUCCACCCAUACGGGAAGGCAAGAGCUCUGUCACACUCAAACAGUCCACAUAUACAGACAGUGAUGUACAGAAAGGGAUGCGGUAUGAGUACAGGAUCCAGGUGGAGGCUGAAGGCUUACGCAGUGAGCUCUCUCCUUCUCUGAUCUACACCCAUGGAGACCCUUUCUGUGGAGAUGGAAAAAUACAAGGGAUGGAAGAGUGUGAUGAUGGGAAUCUCUUGGACAGAGAUGGCUGCUCCAAAAAAUGCAGCAUGGAGCCAGGCUUUAACUGUGUGGGUCAGCCAAGUCAUUGCUACUUUUAUGAGGGUGAUGGUGUAUGUGAGGAAUUUGAGAGGGGCUUCAGUGUUCAGGACUGUGGCUUCUUUACCCCAAAUGGCUUUAUUGACCAAUGGGCUUCCAGUGCAACAGCUUCCCAUCAGGACUGGCGGUGCCCUGCACUGUCUGCAACAGGAGAGCCCAAUCUCAGUCUGAUGUGCAGGUCUCAGUAUGUGGAAAUGAAUGACGCACUAAUGAGGGAUGCGUGGGUCCCCUGCACAGCCAGCAGUCACUCUGUCCAGCAUCAGCCUGUGUGGCUCAGGGUGGAAUUUGAGCGGCCCGGAGUAGCAGCUUCAAUUCUCAUCUAUCUGGCCUAUGAUGGAGAAAUGCAGAACAGUGGCGAACAGUGCAAAAGAACAGUGUCCAUCCAACUCUGUGACACGAGUAACAAAAACCACACACUAGGUACCUAUGAGCUGUCAUGCCUGCGUAACCCCUUGGUGGUGAAUGUGACUCACAACCUGAGCAUGCCCUUCUUCAAGACAGCUGCCUUGUUGCUGAACUUCUCCACUGUUCAUGUGGCUGUGCUAGGGGUAGCAUUGCGUACAUCCUGCCAGUUCACUCCCUAUGCCCUGACUGGGUGUGUGCGCAUACCAUGCACUGCGGACCCCUGCAGUGUUGUGAAAGUAGAGCAUGCUUCAGUCAGCUGCACCCCCAUUCUGGACCCCAAACACUGCUCCAUCACCUGCCACAGAGGGUACACACUCAGUGGCCAGGGCUUUCGUCCUCAACAGAGAGCUGCAGAGCUGAGCUGUGUCAAUGGUGUUUGGGACCGUGUGGUGAGCUGUGAGCCUGUGGACUGUGGUCUGCCUGAUAACUCUCAUGUCUAUUUUGCCUCCUUCACCUGCCCCUGGGGAACUACUUUUGGCAAGCAGUGCACCUUCUCCUGCAACUCACCCUCCACAUUGCAAGGUGAGAGCAAUACAUUGGCCUGUCUUGAGGAUGGACUGUGGUCAUUCCCUGAAGCAUAUUGUAAGAUUGAGUGUCUGGACCCGCCCACUGUACCCAAUGCCAAGCUCUUGGUGCCACAGUGUGAGGGCAGGAGCCAUGACGUGGGCACUGUGUGUCGCUACAAAUGCAACCCCGGAUAUUAUAUUACGGGUACCCUGGCCAAAAAGCCAAGGAAGAGGUUUCUGAAACUGGAGUGUUUAGAGGGUGGCAGAUGGCAGACGGGAGGCUGUUCCCCUGUCUCAUGCCCUGCUCUGCCUGCCAUGUUUGAGGGGAUGUACACAUGUACCAACCACCUGGAAUAUAAUAGUGUGUGCACUCUACACUGCCCUGUCCCAACUGAGAGGUACUCAAUUCGCUGCACAAAAGAUGGGCAGUGGACUGAAGACUUUUUAAUGUGUAAAACGAUGGAAGGAUUGUGUCAGGUCCCUCUGGAGCUCAACAUGGUGGAGUAUACCUGUGAAGAGGGUUAUGGCGUUGGUGCAGUCUGCUACCCAGUGUGUGUCGUACCCUUAAGUGACCCUGUGGUGUUGCCCAGUAACUCCACGGCUGAUACACUCAAACACUGGGUCCUUCCCACCAGGGUUGAGAGCAUUGUAUGUACGGGCACAAUGAAAUGGCACCCCAGCCCUGAGCAGAUUCACUGCAUUCAGUCUUGUGAGCCAUUUGGUGGAGAUGGCUGGUGUGAUACGAUCAACAACCGAGCCUAUUGCCAGUAUGAUGGAGGAGAUUGCUGUCCAUCCACACUUUCUACCAAAAAGGUCAUCCAGUUUGGAGUGGACUGUGACCUUGACGAAUGCACAUGUCGUGACCCUGAGGCUGAAGAGAACAAAGGAAGAAUGAGGGAGUUUAAGGCACAAGGACCAUAGCAGUACAAAUAGGAGAAAAAUUAAAAGAAGACUUGGAUAAAAACAGAAUGUGGAAAAAUAUGGACAAAACAAAUAAAACCAGCACAAAUUGAAACAUAUAAACUUACCAAAUCUAUACUAACCAAUCUUAUACUAAUCUUAUAAAUAGAUAUUUGGAGAUUCUGACAUUUAUGUAGGUGUAGAUAUGGCCUACUUUUCUUUUUGUCUGAUAAGCAUUUAUUCCCACCAAAAGUUCUCAUGUUUUUUUUAUAUAGUAUAUAUAUAGAUUAUCUAAAAGAAAUAUUCAAAUAUUGUAUUGAUAGUGUUAGCUUGUUUUGUGCCACAUGCUCUGUUAAGAAACCUUAAGACAGAAUAUAUUAUUGGUACUGACCUGUGUAGUGUAUGCAUGAAUACUUUGAAAAGAAACAGAUUUAAUUAUAACUGAAAGUGUAUGACAUACUCUAACACAACAUUCUGUAAAUGUAUGGUUUUACUGAUGUAUCAGCGAAAAUA
Molecule: messenger RNA, 6783 nt
Organism: Hemibagrus wyckioides
Lineage: Eukaryota; Metazoa; Chordata; Actinopteri; Siluriformes; Bagridae
Gene: pappa2
Product: pappalysin 2
Exons: 23
Coding region: 1006-6291 (1761 amino acids)
Molecular function (GO): metallopeptidase activity
Source: RefSeq, a predicted model, not a curated record